AUGUUGUCUUACAAGGAAUUAUGUACCAUUGGUACAGGACUCAUUCUCGCAGCUAGUUCGUUCAUUUUUGGAGUUUUCUACGCGAAUCAAGCUUAUGACUAUCAUAUCUUGUUCAACCCUCGGGUUGGCCAAACAGAUUUUGACAACAGUCUUCACCACUACCAAUUGUUGUCUCAAACUCCGCUUCCAAUCUUCGGGGGCUUGGUCUUCGUCGCAUCUGUGGGUCUUAUCGGAUGCUUGAUCAGAAUUUUUAAGCCAAACCCAGACUUGCAGGCAUUUGAAUACGCCACCUUGGUUAUGUAUGUGGUCGGUAUCUGCCUUUUCGUCACCAACAUCAAGACUGGUGUCGACUCAUCCGUCUCUGGUAAUUGGGGGGAGGUUACUCAAAAUCAAGGUUUAGCUGUUAUCGCCUCUUCUAACAUUCUUCUGUUGGUGGUGUUCCUCGGUGUUAUUGUCCUGCAGGCCGGAUUGUGGUAUUCUAACUGGGAAUUUCAGCAGAGACUGCAAAAGUUCUACGCCGAAGAAAAGGCAGCGGCAGCUGCUGCCACUACCGCCACCUCGAGCGAACCCAAGCCUAAAGAAAGCAAGAAGCAGAAGUAA
Messenger RNA from Lachancea dasiensis, 600 nucleotides. NCBI's taxonomy places the organism in Eukaryota, Fungi, Ascomycota, Saccharomycetes, Saccharomycetales, Saccharomycetaceae. The record is from the annotation of a GenBank genome assembly.